CCCACGGACUCGACCACCGCCGCAGUGCUCCGCCUCUCCCUCCCGAGGUCAUAAAAAAAAAAGCUCCGCCUCUCUCUCACCCCAUGGCCACCGCCGCAGUCCGCCGCCUACUCCGUCCCACCUCCUCCACCGCCUUGUCCCGUGCCCGCCGCCUCCUCUCCUCCACCGCUUCUUCACCGCCGAACCGCAGCCCCAACACGAACAGCCCCGUCUCCUUCGACUGGUCCGACGACGACGAGAGUCCCCCCGCACCUCCACCCGCAUCCCCGGCAAAGAACCCCACUCUGCCGCCGCCCUACGACCCCUUCAGCAAGAAGCACGCCGUGGCAGACCCACCCGACUCCACCAACCUUCAGGAAGUCUUCCACCGGAUGCGCACCGGAGGGCUUACUGACUAUGCCAUCAAGAUGUUCGACGGAUUGUCCAAGGACGGGCUCACGCACGAAGCGUUGGCUCUCUUCUCGAUCAUCAAGGAUAAGGGCGCCAUGCCCGAUGUCGUUGCCCACACAGCCGUCCUGGAGGCCUACGCGAAUGCUGGCCCCGGCCACUGGGGUGACGCCGUGCGGACCUACAAGCGCAUGCUCUCCAGCGGGGUCGCGCCGAAUGCGUACACCAUGGCCGUGCUCGUCAAGGGGCUUGCAGCGAGCGACCGGUGCGCGGAGGCCGGCAAGUACCUGCUGGAGAUGCUCGACCGUGGGAUGCGGCCCAAUGUUGAGACGUGCCUGGCUACCUUUGAGGCGCACGUCAGGAUGAACAAGGUGGAAGAGGGGAAGGCUCUGCUGGAGAUGAUGAAGAAGAAGGGGUUCGUGUUGGACGAGGAGGGGGUGCGCAGCGGCACCGUCAAGCGGGGGCAUGUCUUCAGGGCUGUCAUGAACAUGCUCUUUGGAAAGUGAUAAUGGUACGCACUAGCUGUUUCGUUAUGUUGUUGCAUAAGCAAUUGUGGGCUGUAUCUUGUCACUCGAAAUCAAAAUGUCUGCUGUUGUCUACUGCACAGGACAGGAUUGAUAUCCUGUCUUCCAUGGCUUGCUCCUCCUUAUUUUCAGUGUUUUCAAGUUUCAUUUUUAUUUUUUUCAUUUUACUGGUGAUGUAUGCAUUUUAGUGAAUUCUUAAACUGAUUCCCACUAAUCAUAGACUCGUAGUGAUGUUUCACAUAGUAAUUUCCAAAAUAACAUUUAUAUUCAGAUUUCAGAAUGGCCAUUGUGCAAGAUUUUCCCUUUUGCACUGAACUAGCAUUGUUUUAUCCAUGGGAGCUAAAGCUAGAUGAAAAAACAUGGAUAUAAUUUUUAUCAUGACCA
Messenger RNA from Triticum aestivum (bread wheat), 1295 nucleotides. Its product is annotated as pentatricopeptide repeat-containing protein At4g38150. Bases 84 to 893 code for a protein of 269 amino acids. The transcript has a single exon. Lineage: Eukaryota; Viridiplantae; Streptophyta; Magnoliopsida; Poales; Poaceae. Gene Ontology annotation, molecular function: protein binding. The record is from RefSeq and is a predicted model, not a curated record.